Messenger RNA from Colletotrichum higginsianum IMI 349063, 1365 nucleotides. RefSeq names its product Mannose-6-phosphate isomerase. The record is from RefSeq and is a predicted model, not a curated record. The transcript is spliced from 2 exons. Gene Ontology annotation, biological process: carbohydrate metabolic process; GDP-mannose biosynthetic process. Bases 1 to 1365 code for a protein of 454 amino acids. Gene Ontology annotation, cellular component: cytosol. Gene Ontology annotation, molecular function: zinc ion binding; mannose-6-phosphate isomerase activity. Lineage: Eukaryota; Fungi; Ascomycota; Sordariomycetes; Glomerellales; Glomerellaceae.
AUGGUUCUGCAAGUUCCUCUGUUCAAGCUCCAAUGCGGAGUCAACUCGUAUGAAUGGGGUAAGAAGGGCGAGGAAUCAGCAGCUGCGCGCUUUGCUGCUACGACGCCUUCGGACGGCUUCAGCAUCGAGGCCGAGAAGCCAUACGCAGAGCUGUGGAUGGGCACACAUCCCUCGAACCCAUCCAAAGACGUCCAGUCUGGUCGAACACUCCUUGACCUUGUGCAAGAGAACCAGCAACUGCUCUCCGCCCCCGUCGCAUCUAGAUAUGGCACCAAGCUCCCCUUCCUCUUCAAGGUCCUGUCCAUCAGCAAGGCCCUAUCCAUCCAGGCCCACCCCAACAAGAAGCUCGCCGAGCAGCUCCACGCCCGCGACCCCAAGAACUAUCCCGAUGACAACCAUAAGCCCGAGAUGGCCAUCGCCAUCACCCCUUUUGAGGGCCUCUGUGGCUUUCGCCCGCUCGCCGAGAUCUCCCAUUUCCUGUCGACCGUCCCGCCGCUGAAGAGCCUGGUUGUUGACGACAAGGCCGACGAGUUCAUCAGCACCAUCAAGGGGGAGGAGGAGAGCGAAGACCCCGCGACUAAGGACCGGAACAAGAAAGCACUCCAGCACGCCUUCGCCUCCCUCCUGUCCGCCACGCCCGAGGAGAUUGAGAAGCAGACAGAGAAGCUCGUCUCCCUCGCCAAGUCGGAAGGCGGCAACUUCGCCGGCGGCGGCAUCAGUACGACCGGCGGCGACACCCUGUCGGAGCUCAUCAUCCGCCUCCACGGCUCUUUCGGGGCCGACAUCGGCCUGUUCGUCCUCUUCUUCCUCAACUUUGUCAAGAUGGAGCCCGGCGAAGCCAUGUUCCUCCGCGCCGACGACAUCCACGCCUACCUCUCGGGCGACAUCAUCGAGUGCAUGGCUGCCUCGGACAACGUCGUACGCGCCGGCUUCACCCCAAAGUUCAAGGAUGUGCCCACGCUUGUCGACAUGCUGACCUAUAACUACGCCCCCAUUGACGAGCAGAAAAUGUCUCCCUCCGAGUACCCCUACGUCACCCUCAACCGCGCCGCCUACAGCUCUGGCUCCGCCGUCAUCCUCUACGACCCGCCCAUCGAGGAGUUCAGCGUCAUCCGGUCGCUCUUGAAGGGAAGUGGCUCCAAGGCCACAUUCGAGCCGCUCGAGGGCCCCAGCAUCGUCAUCUGCACGUCUGGCCGGGGCACCAUUGCCGUCGGCCCGACGGUGCACAAGAUCAGCGAGGGGAACGUCUUCUUCGUGGGCUCGACUGCAGAACUGGUACUGCAGUCCGACGGCGACGAGGAUGACGAGUUCGUUACUUUCAAGGCGUUUUGCGAGGUUGACGAAAAGGCGGAAGGCAAGUUGUAA